Messenger RNA from Apiotrichum porosum, 1044 nucleotides. RefSeq lists its product as uncharacterized. NCBI's taxonomy places the organism in Eukaryota, Fungi, Basidiomycota, Tremellomycetes, Trichosporonales, Trichosporonaceae. The transcript has 5 exons. The coding region runs from base 1 to 1044 and encodes 347 amino acids. The record is from RefSeq and is a predicted model, not a curated record.
AUGACUCCCCUCACCCUUCUGUUCCUCGCUGCCAGCUACUUCUUCUACUCCUGGGUCCUCGUUCUGGCCCCCUUUACCCCGCUCUUCCUGUCAAUCACCGUCAAAAUCGCUACCACCAUCGCGUACGAAACGAUCCGCACAGUUGCCAACCUCUUCCUUGGCGUAGUCGGGGGCGCCGGUUUUGCGUCCACCAUGACUGGCCAACUCUUGCAAACUACCCUCACCAUCCUUGGAACGGUACUGGUCGCUGUAAUCAAAGCGGUGUGGACCAUCGCUGUCGUUCUGGUGCACGCGGGCAUCCAUGUUCUCAUUGAGGGUCCAAAGGUCCUCAUUGGCGUUGGCGCGGCCGUCAACUGUACGAUGGCCAUCUGCCGCGAUUCAAUCGUCUCCACCCUAUAUCACUGUUUGGGCAUAGUCGACACGACGUGUGACUUUAUGUUUGUCACAGUUCCAGCUGCGGGCGUUGGCCUCAUGGUUAGCCCGUUCAGCGCCUGGGCACAACUGGUAGGCGACGUCAAGGGUCGAAACGAGCAACUCCUCCUCCUCGUCUUCAACUUUGUCGUAGCCCGCAGUUUGAUCAACUUCUUCUGGCCACCUAGGAGCCUUGGAACAUGGCGGAUUCCCACGCCCGAUGGCGAAUUCCAGGAUCUUGAAGCCGACCCGAUGCGCCUUCGUGCUGUGCUGCGACUUUGGUGGCCGUUCUUGUCCCUCACCUUGGUUCUGUUCCGCAACUUCUUGGCAAGCAAUUCUUACAAAUGGCACCUUGCCGUCAUCGCCGUGCCACUCGUCGUGGAACGCGUCACCAUGACCGCCCUCGGUAUCUUUUUGGAAGUGCUGUGCGCCGUACUUCUCGAACAUGCGUCUCUAAACAAUCCUGUCGGGCAUCUCCGGGUUACAAAUGGCGUGGACACAGGUCUUGUGGGAGGCACACAGCGUGACCCUAACUGUUGCGUCGUUUGCCAGGACCGCGAGGCCGUCUACGCCGUCAUCAACUGUGGUCAUCUCGCCCUGUGUCAAGGUAUGCAGCCUCCCAAAGGCCCAUGA